This is a messenger RNA of Drosophila ficusphila, 2953 nucleotides long. RefSeq lists its product as uncharacterized. Bases 1146 to 2618 code for a protein of 490 amino acids. The record is from RefSeq and is a predicted model, not a curated record. The transcript is spliced from 7 exons. NCBI's taxonomy places the organism in Eukaryota, Metazoa, Arthropoda, Insecta, Diptera, Drosophilidae. Gene Ontology annotation, cellular component: neuron projection membrane. Gene Ontology annotation, biological process: synapse organization.
UCGAGCGGAAAAAGAAGCGCGCGAUUUGAAAAGCCCAAAAAGGAGGCACAAGUUUGAAUCGUUUCGCGGGCGCAAGCUUGGAUGCUUCGAAAGUGAAUGCACUUGGCAUCCCCAGCUUAAAAUCAGAUCCUGAUUCUCAAUCUGAUUCAUCGGGGCACCGUUCUUUGUUUGUGCGAAUGUGUGCCAGCUGGAAUGUGGGCGUGACCGUUCCCGCCCCCGCCCUCCGAUAAAGUAAUGUGAAGUGCUGAGGAGUGGAGUGGAGUGGAGUGCAAGAAUGCCGCCCAUUUUCCGAAAUGUGCGAAAUGUGAAAUCCCGUGAGAUACGACUCUUUCCUAAUUACACGUAAGUCCGCAUCAGCAAACAUCCUUUCGACUGGCCCACAUUUCGGAGUGCAAUAAUGCAUUAGGAUUACCCAUUUUUUGCUAUGUGGGGGCUUCGAUUUACCAGCUCUGAGCCGGAUAAAUAAGGCUCUGGCAUUCAUUCGGAGGAGACGACACAGUUUUGCGGGCAAACCGACUUUUCUGGCAACAAAAAAAAAAGAGGAAGCCAUUAAAAAUUUGCCAAAGUCAGCAGAAGUGGAGGAAGCGGAACUAAUGGAGAGUGGAAGAGGAGGACCAUGCAAUUCAUUAAUUUAUUGACUUAUAAUCAAGCCGGGCCGAAACUUAUGCCCAGAGGCAGAGCCAGAUAAAUAUCCAUUUAUCACAUAAAUAGAAUGCUAACAGCAUCCUUGGUGGUUUCCUCACUGCCUCGGACCAAACUUAUAUUUUCGCCUCUCUAGUCUGGCUGCUGCGGUUGGCCUGGCCAAAUAAAGCAAGAAAUAAGUUAAAACAUACGUUCUCUGCGGUCUGACUCGGUGAAGUAAAAACAAAAACAAAAGAAAAGUCCCGGAGAGAGACAGUCACGUCCGCGGUAGUACAACCCCUUCCUCUGCGGGAAAUGUGGUAUGCAAAUUCAGGCGAGAAGACUUCAUAAAAGCAAUGCAAAUAAUUAAAUAAGAGCGCAGGAGCAAACAGCACGCAGCGCGACCAGAAUGACAUGCUACUUGGCUGGCGAAACUCGGAUUAACUAGCUGCGAGAGGAAUAAAUACGAAUCCGGGCAAGUCCCAAACCAAUCCAAGUUCCCGCCCAGGUGCGACAUCCGACAGAUGCCCUCGCCGAGCAGGAUGUCCUGGCGGGAGACAGAGAGGGAGCGGGAGCGGGAGCGCUGCGCGGGAGGCACUGGCGUCCUGGCCGGGAGGAGCCCCGGAGCUGCCAGCAUUCUGUUGGCAUUCCUGGCAGCUGUCAGCUUUCGUGGCAUGCGAGCGCCGCUGGCAGCCUCGGCCACUCCGGUGGAGAACGCCUCGCUAAUUACCCCGCCGACGACGGGGACAACCGCAAUGGCUAUGGACACAGGAUCAACAGGACCCGCCGUCCUGAUGCUAAGUGAUGGCCAGCCGGAGGAGGCGGACACCACGGCGGGGGAUUCCUGGAGCGACAGACCCGACACCGCCACGUUGACGAAAGGAUUCUCGAUCCCCACGUACUUGCCGCCCUUCCCCGAAUUCAUCCCCGCCGACUUGCCGCACCUGCUGCGGAAUGCCACUUCCAGAGCCGCGCAUCCCCAGUACAACCACUCGUCCAUCAGUCCUGUGGCCUCCAACGAGCAGCCCCGGCUCCACGCCUACGACAGCGAGCAGAAGGCCCAGCAGCUGCGCCGCGAAAAGGAGUUGGCCAAGGAGCGGGAGCUCAUGCCCCGCCGGCAGCUCAGCCUGCCCCCGCUAAACGCCACCGUCCAAGCUGGCCAGCACGCCUAUCUGCCCUGCAAGCUCAACCAGCACUCCGGGAAACCGCUCUCCUGGGUGCGCUUGCGAGAUGAACAUAUCAUUGCGGUGGAUCACACAACCUUCAUCAACGAUGCCCGCUUUGCAUCCCUGCUCCAGUCGACGGCAUCGACAACGACUCCGCCAGGAGGUGCCCUCUCCACCUCGGCGGCCCCCUCGGCUGCCCCGGGAAACAGCUCCGCCCACGGAGGAGGGACUGGGGGUCUGGAGCGAGGCAACAGCAACAGCAGCAGCCUCAGCUGGACGCUGCAAAUCAAGUACGUGAAGCUGGAGGACGCCGGCUGGUACGAGUGCCAGCUGGCAACGGAGCCCAAAAUGAGCGCCAAGGUGCAGCUGUUUGUGAUAACACCCCGAACCGAGCUGAUCGGCGAUCGGCAGCGCUUUGUGAAGGCCGGCAGCAAGGUGGAGCUGCACUGCAUCGUACGUGGCACUCUGGAGGCCCCCAAAUACAUCUUCUGGUACCGCGGAGACCAACAGGUGACCGCCGAGAACGAGGCCAGCGGAGCCCAGAGCGGCUGGUUCACCCAGAUUGACAGGAACAUCUUCGGCAGCACCGAGCACAAUCGGAACACGAUUGGAUCACUGGUCAUUCCGCUCGUGCGCAAAAUCCACUCCGGCAACUACACGUGUGAGCCGGAAAACAGCGAGGCAGUUUCCAUGCAAUUGCAUGUCCUAAGCGGGGAAUACUCGGCUUCUGCAAUAAAGUCAACAGCUGCCGGCCUCCAUAGACUGGGUCACGGAUACAGCAGUCUCCACCAGUGGCUAAUCUUCCUCCUCGUGGCCCUGAACAAGACAUGAGUGGUCCUCAUGGAUGUCCUUUCAUGGAGAGCGCUGGAAUUAUCAUCCGAACGGUGUUUCGUCUAAGGCAUUAGUUUAAUUUAAGGUUUAAUUAGGUAAAUUGCACUCACUUAAAGAUCGCAUUGUUUGUUCCGCUGACACUUCUUGGAGUCUUAGUCCAAGUUUCCGAAUAUAGAGAUCCUUUUUAUACAAAUUCUAGACUUAAAAUUGUUUUCUUUCUUCUAGCAGUUAGACCUAGUUCUCUAAGAAUUACAGUAAGCAUCAAAUUUCGAGUAUCGAAUGUUUAUUUGUUAUCUGCGUAAAUAAAGCCUAAGGCGUCUAAUGUAAAAACUUAA